Molecule: messenger RNA, 1516 nt
Organism: Eriocheir sinensis (Chinese mitten crab)
Lineage: Eukaryota; Metazoa; Arthropoda; Malacostraca; Decapoda; Varunidae
Exons: 8
Coding region: 188-1021 (277 amino acids)
Source: RefSeq, a predicted model, not a curated record
AGACAACUUAACUUCCCUCGCAUCCCAUUGGCCAAAGGAACCGUGACGUCACCCUGGGCCACCUCUGAUUGGCUGGGAGCACCGUGACGUCACCCAGGACCCGAAAACUGAGCACUCUGAUUGGCGGAGGCAGGCCGUGACGUCAGGACCAUGCGCUGACGUCACACAAACGUCACAAACUCACAAGAUGGCCUCCGGAGGGUUGCCAGUGGUCGCCAUCCACGUAAUAAUCGCCAGUUUGAACAGUGUGUGCGGGGACCUUCUGGCCGGCGUGGAGGUCCCGGGUGUGGCCUUGGCCGGGGGGCGCGUCAACGUGAGCUGCACCUAUGACCUGCGCGCCACGGGCCUCUACUCGCUCAAGUGGUACCACAACGACACGGAGUUCUACCGCUACGUGCCCACCGAGACCCACAGGCCGGUGGAUAUCAAGCCCACGGUCAAGUUCCAGGCUCAUGAGAUCGCCCGCACUGAGACUGGUGUGACCCUCUCCUUGACCUCGAUGACCUCGGAGGCAACGGGGGAGUACAAAUGUGAGGUCAUCGCGGAGCACCCUUCGUUCAGGACGGAGGCGAGCGGGUCUUUCAUGACUGUCCUAGACGAGCCCCUUGCCCCCCCCAUCAUUGAGGGGGGGCGGGAGGUGUAUGAGGGGGACGAGGAGGUCAGUCUGGUGUGUCUCCCAGUCCACGCCCCCCCCGCCGGGCCGCCCCCCUCCCUCACGUGGUACCUCGCAGGCUCCCCCGCAAGGCGUGAGUAUGUGUCCCCCUAUAGAGAAGACCCCCAGUCCCCUCCGAUGGGGCUUACUCUUCAGGUUCCCGCCAGCCAGGUGUGGCGGAGCGGGAGCAGCGUCUUGGCGGAGUGUCAGCUAAAAGUCGACUCACAGGUGGUUCGAGCUUCCACCACGCUCAGGGUUCGAGCUCGCCACUCUUCCUACCUGUUCAACUAUUCCGCAGGUGCCCGUGGAGGUCCCGCCGUCACUCUGUUGGGCUUGAGUGUGCUAGCGUCCAUACGGCUACACGCUUAGGUCAAAGGAGGAUGAAGAGGAAACCGGGCACGUACACACACACACACACACACACACACACACACACACACACACACACACACACACACACACACACACACACACACACACACAUAACCUCUCUCUCUCUCACUCUCACUUUCCACUCCUCUUCCUCUUCUUCCUCUUCCCUCUUCAUUCUUAGUCACUGUUUCCCUCCAUCCCUCUCCCCCUCUCUCCAACACACACACACACACACACACACACACACACACACACACACACACACACACACACACACACACACACACACACAUACCUUCCCUCUUCUCAACACACAAGAAUCUCACUUUCCAACCUCCCCUUCCUCUUUUUCUUCUUUCCUCUUCAAUGAUUAGUCGUUUAACCCCCUCCAACCCCUUCACCCCCUUCUCCAAUAACCCUAACACACACACACACACACACACACACACACACACACACACACACACACACACACACACACACACACACACA